AUGGCAAACGACUUAUUCAUCUAUAUUGGAGGACAGAAAUAUUGUUUAUCCGUCGAGGAAGUUUCAAAAGGACAUUGUGAAAAAUUAAAAGAGUUGAUGCUGGAGAACACGGGCCGGAGAAUAACUAUAAAUCGACCAAAAUUAGCCUUUGAGGCCAUUUUAGAUUUCCACUUGACCGGAUGUCUCCACAUGCCGAUCUCUGUGUGUCCGGAGCAGUUUAAGGAAGAGCUGGAUCAUUGGGAGGUUCCUCAUAUGACGAUGGAGCGAUGCUGUUUGACCCGGUUGUUGUCGUAUUUUCGGGAGAAGGCCCUGCUAAAGGACUACAAAAAUUCCAGAAGAUGUAUGCCGGAGAAAUAUUCAUCGUCCCCAAAGACUGCCAUCGCCAAAGUUUUUAAGAAACUUUGGAAUAUCUUGAAUUACCAAGACGAUUGUCUUGCAACAAAGAUGUACUUCUUCCUUUCCACGUGCAUGAUAUUUUUGUCAAUCUUCGGAGUCGCUAUCAGCACAUUACCCCAAUUCAGGGUUCAAGAACCAUCAGUUGAGACAGUGGUCACUCCCAUCCAAACACCCCCAGCCCCUGACUACUGCAAACUUGUGUACGAAAGCAUUACAUGGAUGAAAAGAUUGAAUUUUAAUCUAAACGAAAGUACAAUUGAACGUAGUGCAAGUGAUAGGAAAUUUUUUCUAACGGAUGUUUUUCCAGAACCAGUACACAAGAAAAUUCCAUCCUUACAACAGACGAUCGACCAAGGAACGAACGCGUUUUUCUACAUCGAGAUUAUCACUACUGUUUUCUUUACGGCUGACAAGGUGCUGCGCUUGCUGACCUGUCCUGGACUUCUCUCGUACUUGUUUGGUAUAAUGAAUAUUGCUGAAAUUCUGCUCCUUUUGGCCAGCUAUAGCCGGUUCAUUGUCCACUAUCUAUACAUACAAUACAAUGGGAACGCGUGGUCUUUAUUGUUGUACAUACAGAUGUUCCGUGUUCUCAGAAUCGUCAGAGUCAUGCGACACGUGACCGCCUUUAAGGUACUGAACUAUUCUAUGAAGGCCGGCUUAAAAGACCUCUGUGUUAUUUUUAUGUACAUUUUCAUUGGCCUCAUAAUUUUUUCCAAUCUCAUUUUUUUCUUUGAACUAUCAGAGGAUUUCCGGAGCAUUCCAGAUUCGUGGUGGUGGGCAUUAAUCACCAUGACUACCGUCGGAUACGGUGAUAUGAUUCCUAAGUCAAUUCCGGGAAAAGUUCUAGGUUGCAUCUGCGCUGUUUCCGGCGUUAUCAUGCUGUCCCUUGUAAUACCCAUUUUUGUGAAUACCUUUUUAUUUCUAUACCAGUUUGCAGAACUAGAUUCGGUAAAAAUUCCAACUCUGACGAAAAAACGUGAAUUCAAGACGAAUACAUCCGCCAAUACCGAGGUAACAUUCACUUCAGAGUAA
Molecule: messenger RNA, 1428 nt
Organism: Ostrea edulis (European flat oyster)
Lineage: Eukaryota; Metazoa; Mollusca; Bivalvia; Ostreida; Ostreidae
Product: potassium voltage-gated channel subfamily B member 1-like
Exons: 2
Coding region: 1-1428 (475 amino acids)
Biological process (GO): potassium ion transmembrane transport; protein homooligomerization
Cellular component (GO): membrane; voltage-gated potassium channel complex
Molecular function (GO): voltage-gated potassium channel activity
Source: RefSeq, a predicted model, not a curated record